This is a messenger RNA of Entamoeba nuttalli P19, 1206 nucleotides long. RefSeq names its product Rab GTPase activating protein, putative. The coding region runs from base 1 to 1206 and encodes 401 amino acids. Gene Ontology annotation, molecular function: GTPase activator activity. Gene Ontology annotation, biological process: activation of GTPase activity. The transcript has a single exon. NCBI's taxonomy places the organism in Eukaryota, Evosea, Mastigamoebida, Endamoebidae. The record is from RefSeq and is a predicted model, not a curated record.
AUGAGUAAAACAGGAAAAAGUCUUGAACAAUAUAUCGCAGAAACUCCUUUAAUUGAAAUUAAUGAACUUAAACAAAGAGCAAAAAAUGGAAUUCCUGAAAAACAAAGACCAUUUGUAUGGAAAGUGUUAUGUGGAUAUUUACCAGAGAAUGUAUCUUUACAUAGUUCUAAACAAAAAGUAAAAAGAAGAGAAUAUUGUAGGUUAGUUCAAUACCAUUUUCAUAUAACACAAAAAAAUUAUCCUAAAGCAUGGAAAAGUGUAAAAGAACAAAUUAAAAAAGAUAUUCCAAGGACAUAUCUUAAACCAUUUAAAUUGUUUAAAUGUAAAGAAUUUGGUGAUGUUAUUGCUAGAAUAUCAGUAGUUUGGUCUUUUGAACAUGCAGAUAUCUUAUUUUUUCAAGGAUUAUUAGAUUGGGUUUCAUUAUUUUUUAUUACUUAUCUCUUCGAACAUAUCUCAUUUAAAGAUGCAAUUGAAAUUACUGAUUUAUCUUCUUUUACUCCUAAAUGGAUAUUACAAGUAGAAACUGAUUGUUAUUAUUCACUUUGUGCAACAUUAGAUAAAUAUAGAGAUCUUCUUGUUUCUGACUUUGGACGAAUUUUUAAUGCAGUUAAAGUCCUUGAGAAUAUAGUUCAAAAAUAUGACCCAACUUUAAACCAAUUUAUUUUGGAAUAUCCAGAAUUAUAUCUCACUUCUACCAGAUCAUUCAUUUGUCCUUUCACUAGAAAUUUUAACUUUCCACAAAUGUAUUAUAUUUUUGACGCAAUGUUAUCUACUGAAAUGUUUUAUAGUCAUUUUUAUUUCGUUGCUGGACUGUUUAUUGAAAACGAAGAACAUAUAAUGAAAGACUCUGACAUUAUUGAAGUAAUGCAAGCAGUUCAAUCUUUACCAACUAAAACUUGGGAUUUACAAAAGAUUAAAAUUUAUAUCUCAAAUGCUUUGAUGAUGUAUCAUAAUGAUAUGCCUUCUAAGUUAGAAGUUUUUUUACCAAUGCAAGACCCUAUUCAAAUACCUCCUUAUCUAAAACACAAAACUUCACAAUUAACUCUUAAACAAUUACCUUAUUUAGAUGAAAUAACCCAAACACUUUUUAGGUAUACUAUUGCUUUAGUUCUUAUUAGAUUCUUUAUUAGCCUUAUAACUGUUGUUAUAGUCGUACUUGCUCUUAUUAUUAAACACCAAACAAAAUUAUCUUUAAAGACUUUCUAA